AUGGCACCCAGCAGUUGGCGUGAGGGGCUGCAGGAGCUUGGGGGCCAGUGGCAGGAACAAGUCUCUUCCGACCCCAUGGAGCUAUAUGAGACAUCCCCCUACUUCUACCAGGAACCCCACUUCUAUGACGGGGAGAACUACCUGCCCGUCCACCUCCAGGCCUUCGAGCCGCCAGGCUACGAGCGGACUGAGCUCAGCCUGAGCCCUGAGGCCCGAGGGCCCCUCGAAGACAAGGGGCUGGGGACCCCCGAGCACUGCCUGGGCCAGUGCCUGCCGUGGGCCUGCAAGGUGUGUAAGAGGAAGUCGGUGUCCGUGGACCGGCGGCGUGCGGCCACACUGAGGGAGAAGCGCAGGCUCAAGAAGGUGAAUGAGGCCUUUGAGGCUCUGAAGAGGAGCACCCUGCUCAACCCCAACCAGCGGCUGCCCAAGGUGGAGAUCCUGCGCAGCGCCAUCCAGUACAUCGAGCGCCUACAGGCCCUGCUCAGCUCCCUCAACCAGGAAGAGCGUGACCUCCGGUACCGGGGCGGGGGCGGGCCCCAGCCAGGGGUGCCCAGUGAAUGCAGCUCCCACAGUGCCUCCUGCAGUCCAGAGUGGGGCAGCACAUUGGAGUUUGGUCCCAACACAGGGGAUCACCUGCUCACGGCUGACCCCACGGACGCCCACAACCUGCACUCUCUCACCUCCAUUGUGGACAGCAUCACAGUGGAAGAUGUCUCUGUGGCCUUCCCAGAUGAAACCAUGCCCAACUGA
Molecule: messenger RNA, 750 nt
Organism: Puma concolor (puma)
Lineage: Eukaryota; Metazoa; Chordata; Mammalia; Carnivora; Felidae
Gene: MYOG
Product: myogenin
Biological process (GO): skeletal muscle cell differentiation; muscle organ development; positive regulation of skeletal muscle fiber development
Molecular function (GO): DNA-binding transcription factor activity, RNA polymerase II-specific; RNA polymerase II cis-regulatory region sequence-specific DNA binding; protein dimerization activity
Source: RefSeq, a predicted model, not a curated record